This is a messenger RNA of Parasteatoda tepidariorum (common house spider), 2940 nucleotides long. The record is from RefSeq and is a predicted model, not a curated record. Lineage: Eukaryota; Metazoa; Arthropoda; Arachnida; Araneae; Theridiidae.
AGCAGUGCUAACUAAAGAUAUAUAAUUUGCCAUAUUGAUGCAUUCAUGAUCAAUUUAAGAAUUGAUUGCGGUAAAAAUCAAAACAAACUCAAACACAUGUUGUUUUUGUGUUUAUUAAACUAAGAAUUAAGGUCAUAAGUAACUUUAACACCAUGGUUCGAAAAAAAAUUGAUAAUCGAGUACGAAUAUUGAUUGAAAAUUGUGUUUCUACCCAUCAUCGAUCUUUAUUUGUAGUUGUUGGUGAAAAAGCUCGAGAUUCUGUUGUAAUUUUACAUGAAAUGCUUUCUAAAGCUGAAGUUAAAGCAAGGCCUACUGUUUUGUGGUGCUAUAAGAGUGAUCUUGGGUUUUCAACGAAUAAGAAAAAAAGACGAAGAUUGAAAAGUGCACUCUCUGGCCAAGGAAAGCAAGUCCUCGAUGAAAAUGACUCAAUUGAAUAUUUCAUAGCUUCAACUAAUAUUAGAUAUUGCUACUAUAGAGAAACUCGUUCUAUUUUGGGACAGACAUUUGGAAUGGCUAUACUUCAAGAUUUUGAAGCUUUGACUCCAAAUCUCUUAGCACGCACCGUCGAAACUGUUGAAGGAGGCGGGAUGAUAUUAAUUUUGCUACAAUCUUUAACAUCCUUAAAACAGCUUUAUACAAUGGCAAUGGAUGUCCAUGCUCGUUAUAGGACUGAGACUCACCAAAGUGUUGUUUGCAGAUUUAACGAGAGGUUUAUAUUAUCCUUACCAACUUGUUCAAACUGUCUAGUUUUGGAUGAUAAAUUGAAUAUAUUACCUAUAUCAUCAAAUGCUUUAUCAAUAAAGACUUUGCCUCCAAAGUCAAGAGAUGAGCCUCAGACUCCAGAAGAGCGAGAACUUCAACUAUUAAAAUCAUCAUUAGAUAGUUCUCAGCCUGCAGAUGUUCUGAUUAAAAUGUGCAAAACUCUUGACCAGGCUAAAGCUGUGACAAAGUUUGUCGAUUCCUUAACUGAAAUGACACUUCGUAGUACUGUUACUUUAACAGCUGCUCGUGGACGAGGAAAAUCCGCUGCUCUGGGUCUUGCUGUAGCUGCAGCUAUAGCAUUUAAGUAUACCAAUAUUUCUGUUGCGUCUCCUCAUCCAGAAAAUUUGAAAACGUUUUUCAAAUUUUUAUUGGAUGGAUUAAAUGCUCUUGGCUAUGAGAAAACAACUGAUUAUGAGGAAGUAAGAUCUAUGAAUCCUGAAUUCAACAAAGCUAUUGUUCAAGUGAAUGUGAUGCGAAAACAUAGACAAACUGUUAAAUAUGUGCAACCAUCUUCCGAGGCUAAAUUGGGACUGGUUGAACUUCUUGUGAUUGAUGAAGCAGCUGCCAUACCACUUCCUUUCAUUAAAGCUUUGAUGGGGCCAUAUUUGAUAUUCUUAGCAUCAACUGUUAAUGGCUAUGAAGGAACAGGAAGAUCAUUGUCACUUAAGCUCAUUGCUCAGUUACGAAAAGAAUCCAUAAACAAUAAUACUUUAACAAGUGGUCAACAAUCUAAGUCCUUAACAGGACGUAUUUUACAUGAACUGACACUUGAUGAAUCAAUUCGGUAUGGACCAAGAGAUCAAGUAGAAAAUUGGCUAAAUCAUUUAUUGUGUCUUGAUGUUAUAAUUCCACCUGUAGCAUUGCCUAAAUUUCCUUCACUUAAUGAUUGCAAAUUGUAUUACAUAAAUCGAGAUACAUUGUUUAGCUGUAAUAAAUAUGCCGAACGCUUCCUCCGACGUCUUAUUGCUAUUUUAGUUGCAUCUCAUUACCAAAAUUCACCAAAUGACUUGUUAAUUAUGUCUGAUGCACCUGCUCAUCACUUAUUUUGCUUGUGUAGUCCUUCAUCUAAAACCUUACCUGAAAUAAUUUGCGUGUUACAGAUUUGUUUAGAAGGUAAAUUAUCUGAGAACAUUGUGAAGCAGGAGCUUAGUCGAGGUAAACGUUAUGAAGGAGAUAUAAUUCCUUGGUCUAUUUCUCAAGAGUAUUCUGAGGAAGAUUUUCCUGCUCUUUCUGGUGCUCGAAUUGUAAAAAUAGCAACUCACCCAGACUAUCAAAACAGAGGAUAUGGAACUUUGGCUUUGAAAUUGCUGCAAGAAUUUUACGAGGGUAAAUAUAACACAUCUGAAAAUUUACCCACUGUAUCUGCUCUUAAUAAUAUGACUUCACUACCAAUAAAAGAUGAAGAUGAUGAAGAAAUUGAAAGUAUGUUAAAGGAACGAUUGCAACCGAGAAUGUCUUUACCACCAUUGCUUUAUGAAAUGAACCAGAUUAAGCCAGAUAUUCUGGAUUAUAUCGGAGUUAGCUAUGGUUUAUCAGAAGAAUUGUUAAGAUUUUGGAAGAAAAGUGAUUUCAGUCCUGUUUAUCUUAACUACACACCUAAUCAACUUACGGGUGACCAUUCAUGUAUAAUGUUGAAGCAGCUUAAUGGUAUAUCAACAAGUUCUAAAUGGUUGCCAACCUUUUGGUAUAGAUUCUGCGAAAAAAUUGUUCAUACACUACAAUUUUUGAAAUUAGGAGCAAGUCUUGGUUUUUCUCUAAUUUCUAAGAACUUACUUCCAUCCGAGAUAUUUAUAGAUAAUUUCACUUUUGUUCCAGACUUAUCUAAGCAGGAAGUUUUGUGCCAUUUAACUCCUGAUGAUUUAGAUACAUUGAAAGAGUUUAAUUCCAAAACAAGCUUUAUUAAUAUUCCAAACCACAUCAUCCAUUCUUUAUCUCAGUUUUAUUUCUCACAUCGUAUGAGGAAUGUACGGUUAACUGACAGUGAAGCAUUGAUACUUUUUGCUCAUGGUCUUCUGUUUAUACCAUUUGAAAAUGUAGCUGAAAAUCAAGAAAAUGUUUUGAAGGAGUUUAAAUCUGGUUUUACAAAGAUCUCAAAUUAUAUUUUGAGUUUGGACCAAUGACAAUUUUAUUUAUGCUGAAAUGUAUAUUAUUAUUGUAAAUAAAAAUAUUUUAAGACAA